Molecule: messenger RNA, 1604 nt
Organism: Nicotiana attenuata
Lineage: Eukaryota; Viridiplantae; Streptophyta; Magnoliopsida; Solanales; Solanaceae
Product: protein IQ-DOMAIN 14-like
Exons: 5
Coding region: 284-1459 (391 amino acids)
Molecular function (GO): protein binding
Source: RefSeq, a predicted model, not a curated record
UUGGUGAUCCAAAGAAGAAGAAGUCAUACAUAUUAUCCCAAUGUCCUACGGGAUAGCACAUUACAUUUGACUUCUCCAAAACUUUCACAUAUCUUCUUCUUUCUUCUUCUUCUCACUGUAUUCACUCACUCCUCUUUCCAAUACUUUCGCUUCUCAGUUUUUCACAGAAACAAAUGCUCUUUAUUAUCCCACAAUAUGGGCAAAAUAAAAACUUUCGUUGGACUGAAUCGUCAGUAUUAGUUCCUUUAUGUCUUUAAAUUUUCGUCUUUAAUUUGAAACAAAUAUGGGCAAAACAUCCAAAUGGUUCAAAGCACUCUUCGGUUUCAAGAAAACUGACUCUUCAUCUUCUUUUUCUUCACUACAAAAGAAAUGGAGUAACGUUAAAUCAUACAGAGAUAAGGAUUUUCAACAGCACCACCCUGAUGGAUCACGCCACUACGGUGUCUCCACGUCACUUCACGGUAGAAAUGACGUUACAGUGACGGAGACAGAUUCAGAAUUUAAAUUUGUGGACCCCACUAACAGCCCUGUCACGGUAGAAGAGGUGGUGGAGCCGACAGCAAGCAGCGGUGGUACAGCAGCCUUGACGACGUUGAACGGUAUCGUUUUUGGUCGUGAAGAAUGGGCUGCCGUCGUGAUACAGUCACAUUUUCGAGCUUAUCUGUCCAGGAGAGCAUUAAGGGCAUUGAAGGGACUUGUAAAGCUUCAGGCAUUAGUACGAGGUCAUAUUGUGAGGAAGCAAACUGCUGAUAUGCUAAGGCGUAUGCAUGCGCUGAUAAGAGCACAGUCGAGAGCUCGUGCUGGUCGAUCUCAGGUUUCUGAAUCGCCUCAUUUUAGCGCCAAGUCUAUUCAAUUUCUUCAUCAUGGCCCUGCAACUCCUGAUAAAUUCGAGCAUGUUAUUCGUGCAAGGAGCAUGAAGAAUGAUGAAAUGUUUAUGCUCGAGAGGAAUUCUUCAAACCAUAUGGGCUGCAGAAUGGAUAUUGGAAAACCAUAUAUUACUUCUACACAUAGGAAUCUCUUCUAUUCCUCUGAUCUAAGCUUAAAUUCAGAUAACUUAAGUUAUAGCUUGGAUGAAACCUGUUUCUCCUCUGCUGAUACUAGCCCACAACUUCACUCAUCAUCAUCGAAAUAUGCUCGUUCGAGGCGAGGACCAUUUACACCAACUAAGAGUACCGAUGGCACAAGAAGCUACUCGAGUAAUCAUCCAAACUACAUGUCUUAUACUGAGGCAGCUAAGGCAAAGACGCGAUCAAUAAGUGCACCAAAACUAAGACCUCAAUAUGAUAUGUCAAACUCAACAAAGAUAUACUCAAGAUCUAACUUGCAAAAUAGUUCUAAUUUUUCUACCAACUUCACUAGCAAAGGCGUGUAUCCGGGUUCUGGUCGAUUGGACAGACAUGGAAUGCCUGUUAGAGGAGAUUCGGAUGAGUUUAGCCGUGGUUUUUUGCACAUAUAUUAAGAUGAUUUAAGUUCAAGUUUGCAGAUUGAGUUUCAAAAGUGUUUAACAUGUUAACAUAUAUAUGCAUCUAGUUCUGAAUGUUUAAUGUUCUGAACCUGAAUUUUCCUUUGUAUUAGAAAUAAAAUUACUGAACUUCUGUGGAUCA